AUGUGCUCAGGAAUAAUUAUGUUAUUAGAAGACUCGAAAAAUGAUAUUAUAAAGCGACUAAAAAGUUUGAAAAGGUUGUCUAGUAUUCCGGAACGCUUGAUGAUAACAGCAUCAAGUGGUGGCACAUCGUCUGAUGAAAUCAUUGAUGAUUCACUGAAUAGUAAGGCAUCUUCGAAAAAUAUACAAGAAAAGAAUUCCGAUUUGGAAAAAAUAUUAACAGCAAAACUGGAUAAGUUGACGCAGUCUACAAUGAAAGAUGUCGAUGAAAAUGUUAAUGAACAGAGCAAAUUGAGUGGUUCGGAUUGCUGGGAAUGUGAAAAGUAUUACAAGAAUUUGUCGCUGUCAAAAGACGAACUGCAGAAGAGAAAAAAUAAAUGCUCACGACAUCGACGAAAGUACGAAAGGCCAAUAACACCAGAAGGAUUUUGGAAUCCCGAAUUUCCUGACACACAGUCGUCGGAACCAGUAGGAAAAUGUAUAGAACCAGUACUAGAAAAAUGUUGCAGUAAUUCGAAGAUUUUUCAACCUGAAGAAUGCUUCAUAUUCGAUCUCAAUCAUUCAGAAAGCAAUCAAUCGGGAGGAUGCAAUAAUGAAAAGGAGAUUACAAAUGAAGAACACGACCCAUUACAAACUUCUACAUGUGAAACAACCACCGAUGUAAUCAAUGAUGUAGACAACCAUGAUGCAGACAACCAUGAUGUAUUAGACAACCAUGAUGUAUUAGACAACCAUGAUAUAGACAACCAUCUUUCAGAGGUAUGUAAUAUAAAUUCAAUGCUUUAAUAUCAAUUUUCUAAGUACUUAUUCUAUUAUGUGUAAUCAGUGUACGCAA
Solenopsis invicta (red fire ant) is the source of this 832-nucleotide messenger RNA. Its product is annotated as DNA endonuclease RBBP8-like. The record is from RefSeq and is a predicted model, not a curated record. Gene Ontology annotation, biological process: double-strand break repair via homologous recombination; DNA double-strand break processing involved in repair via single-strand annealing. The coding region runs from base 1 to 783 and encodes 260 amino acids. Gene Ontology annotation, molecular function: damaged DNA binding; flap-structured DNA binding; double-strand/single-strand DNA junction binding. Lineage: Eukaryota; Metazoa; Arthropoda; Insecta; Hymenoptera; Formicidae. The transcript has 10 exons. Gene Ontology annotation, cellular component: site of double-strand break.